AUGGCGUUCUCGUCCUGUCUCAAAUUCUAUCCAUUUUCCAUAUCCCAAGCCGUAACCUUAACACACCCAUCCUUCUCUCUCAAGCUCACUCCUCCUUCCUCCUCAAUCACCUUCGCUUCACCUAACUCCGCCGCUAUCUCCUCGCCGGACGUCAAGCUUCUCGAUUCCCUCCGUAGCCAGCCCGAAGAUUCCGCCGCCCUCCGACUCUUCAAUUUGGCCUCCAAGCAACCGAAUUUCUCCCCUGAUUCCGCUCUCUACGAGGAGAUCAUCCUCCGUCUAGGCCGGUCCGGUUCGUUCGAUGACAUGAGGAAGAUUCUAGAGGACAUGAAGAACUCAGGCUGCGAAAUGGGUACUUCUCCUUUCUUGAUUUUAAUCGACAGUUAUGCUCGUUUCGACUCGCACGAUGAGAUUAUUGCUGCUGUUCAUUGGAUGAUUGACGGAUUCGGGUUAAAACCCGAUACUCAUUUCUAUAACCGGAUGCUGAAUCUUCUCGUUGAUGGGAAUAAUCUGAAAUUAGUGGAGAUGGCUCACGCGGAGAUGAGUGUUUGGGGGAUUAAACCAGAUGUUUCGACUUUUAAUGUUUUGAUAAAAGCUUUGUGUAGAGCUCAUCAGCUUAGACCUGCGAUUUUGAUGAUGGAAGAUAUGACGAAUUACGGUCUGGUUCCCGAUGAGAAGACGUUUACUACGAUUAUGCAAGGUUAUAUCGAAGAAGGUGACUUAGAUGGAGCUUUGAGAAUUAGGGAACAGAUGGUUGAGUUUGGGUGUUCUUGGUCUAAUGUGAGUGUUAAUGUUAUUGUUCAUGGUUUCUGUAAGGAAGGGAGAGUCGAAGAUGCGCUUAAUUUUAUCCAGGAGAUGUCGAAUCAAGGCGGGUUUUUCCCUGAUCAGUAUACGUUUAACACGUUAGUUAACGGUUUGUGUAAAGCAGGGCAUGUGAAGCAUGCUAUUGAGAUUAUGGAUGUAAUGCUUCAAGAAGGGUAUGAUCCUGAUGUGUAUACUUACAACUCGGUGAUCUCGGGUUUGUGUAAACUUGGAGAGGUGAAAGAAGCAGUGGAGGUUCUUGAUCAAAUGAUCACUAGAGAUUGUUCUCCAAAUACGGUUACUUACAACACUUUGAUCAGCACAUUAUGCAAGGAGAAUCAGAUCGAGGAAGCCACGGAGCUUGCCCGUGUUCUCACCAGCAAAGGGAUUCUUCCGGAUGUUUGUACAUUUAACUCUCUCAUCCAAGGGUUGUGUUUGACUAGGAAUCACCGGGUCGCGAUGGAGCUGUUCGAAGAGAUGAGGAUCAAAGGAUGUGAGCCCGACGAGUUCACAUACAACAUGCUGAUUGAUAGCUUAUGUUCUAAAGGGAAGCUAAAUGAAGCUCUAAACAUGCUUAAAAAGAUGGAAUCGAGUGGUUGUGCAAGGAGUGUGAUAACGUACAACACUUUGAUUGACGGGUUUUGCAAAGCCAACAAGAUUAGAGAAGCCGAGGAGAUAUUCGAUGAGAUGGAAGUACAUGGGGUUUCUAGGAACUCCGUGACAUACAACACACUCAUCGAUGGGCUUUGUAAAAGCAGGCGAGUAGAAGACGCGGCUCAGCUCAUGGAUCAAAUGAUAAUGGAAGGACAGAAACCGGAUAAGUUCACAUACAAUUCACUUCUAACGCAUUUCUGUAGAGGAGGUGACAUAAAGAAAGCUGCGGAUAUAGUGCAAGCUAUGACUUCUAACGGGUGCGAACCAGACAUUGUGACCUAUGGAACCUUGAUAAGUGGUUUGUGUAAAGCUGGUAGAGUUGAAGUUGCAAGUAAGCUUUUGAGGUCUAUUCAGAUGAAAGGGAUUGUUUUGACACCGCACGCAUAUAACCCGGUGAUUCAAGGGUUUUUUAGAAAGAGGAAAACAACAGAAGCGAUAAAUUUGUUUAGAGAAAUGCUUGAAAAGAGUGAAUCAGGACCAGAUGCAGUCUCUUACAGAAUUGUUUUCCGUGGGCUAUGUAAUGGAGGCGGACCAAUCCGUGAAGCAGUGGACUUUCUUGUUGAGCUGUUGGAGAAAGGCUUUGUGCCCGAGUUUUCUUCGUUGUACAUGUUGGCUGAAGGUCUUCUCUCUUUGUCAAUGGAGGAGACACUGGUCAAGUUAGUGAACAUGGUUAUGCAGAAAGCGAAAUUCUCGGAGGAAGAAGUUUCAAUGGUGAAAGGUUUGCUUAAAAUCAGGAAAUUUCAGGACGCUUUGGCCACUCUUGGUGGUGUCCUGGACAGUCGCCAGCCGAAGAGAACUUACCGGUCAAGAUGA
Arabis nemorensis is the source of this 2265-nucleotide messenger RNA. The record is from the annotation of a GenBank genome assembly. Lineage: Eukaryota; Viridiplantae; Streptophyta; Magnoliopsida; Brassicales; Brassicaceae.